CUUUUUCUCUCUUUCUAGAAGUUAUAUUUCAUUCUUAGAUUGUUUUGCUUGCUUACUUUAGCUGAUUACUGGACUUUGAGUAUUUAUGCUAACGUGUACUAUUUUGGUUUUCAAGCGCUUUUACGAAAACGAAUGGGAUGACGAUUUUGCGUUGCGAUCCCCGAAGCCAAGAAGGGAACGCCGACCUAAGCAUAAUCCUGUUCUUGAGGAGGAUUUUAUAGAAGAGGAAGAAGAGAAUGUUAAUGACAAUGAUGAAAGCCGCGAGAAUGUCGAUUCACAAGUGGAUAGUGAUCUUCCGGCCGUGCAAGAGCUGAAUGAGAAGGCAUGUUUUUAUUUAUGAAACUGAGAAAGUAAUGUUCUUCUUUUGCGGUUGCUCAUUUCUUAAAAUGGUAUGAGCUUACAAGACAGUCAUUUUCGAAAUUUUGGAGGUUAUGCGAUUUUUGAACUGCGGUUGCUUGUAAUGCUUUUUCUGAACUUCUUAAAGCAGAUUUUUCAUCACAUGAAGAAUGUCAUCUACGGUUCAACUCUGUGCAAAAACUGGCAUCAAUAUUGCCGGUUCCAGUUCCAUAUUAUUUAGAGUACACAAUUCCAGUUCAAAAUUUACCUGGCAUAGCU
Messenger RNA from Cylicocyclus nassatus, 615 nucleotides. The record is from the annotation of a GenBank genome assembly. NCBI's taxonomy places the organism in Eukaryota, Metazoa, Nematoda, Chromadorea, Rhabditida, Strongylidae.